Telopea speciosissima is the source of this 3137-nucleotide messenger RNA. RefSeq names its product 5'-3' exoribonuclease 4-like. NCBI's taxonomy places the organism in Eukaryota, Viridiplantae, Streptophyta, Magnoliopsida, Proteales, Proteaceae. Bases 76 to 2946 code for a protein of 956 amino acids. Gene Ontology annotation, molecular function: 5'-3' RNA exonuclease activity; RNA binding; zinc ion binding. Gene Ontology annotation, cellular component: nucleus. The record is from RefSeq and is a predicted model, not a curated record. The transcript is spliced from 22 exons. Gene Ontology annotation, biological process: nuclear-transcribed mRNA catabolic process.
AGUUGGAUAUCCUUCGCGUUGUAAAACCCUAACUAUUCUUCCAAGCUCGCUUCUUAUUGAUCCUGAAGUGAAAUUAUGGGAGUGCCAGCUUUCUAUAGAUGGCUUGCCGAUCGAUACCCUCUAUCAAUUUUUGAUGUCAUUGAAGAAGAGCCUACGGAGGUUGCAAAUGGCGUCCUUUUACCUAUCGACGUCUCUAAGCCAAAUCCGAACAACAUCGAAUUCGAUAAUCUGUACUUGGAUAUGAACGGGAUCAUUCAUCCUUGUUUUCACCCUGAAGGCAGACCUGCGCCUGUCACCUAUGAUGAUGUAUUUAAAACAAUAUUUGACUAUAUUGAUCAUCUCAUUUCAUUGGUCCGCCCAAGAAAGCUUCUUUACAUGGCAAUUGAUGGAGUUGCACCAAGAGCUAAAAUGAAUCAGCAGCGUUCACGGCGCUUCAGAGCAGCAAAAGAUGCUUCUGAGGCAGAAGCCGAAGAGGAAAGACUGAAGAAGGAAUUUGAAGCAGAGGGGAGAAUUCUGAGCCCUAAGGAGAAGGCUGAAACAUCGGAUUCAAACGUCAUUACUCCGGGCACUCAAUUUAUGGCUGCAUUGUCGGUAGCUCUUCAGUAUUACAUACAGUGUAGGCUGAACCACAACCCUGGUUGGAGGUGUAUUAAGGUUUUUCUUUCUGAUGCGAAUGUUCCUGGAGAGGGUGAACACAAAAUCAUGUCCUACAUACGGUUACAACGCAACCUUCCAGGUUUUAAUCCAAACACGCGGCACUGUCUAUAUGGUCUGGAUGCAGAUCUGAUCAUGCUGUCUUUGGCUACUCAUGAGGUUCACUUCUCAAUUUUGAGAGAGGUGAUCUCCCUGCCAGGGCAACAGGAGAAAUGUUUUAUCUGUGGUCAAGUUGGUCAUCUGGCUGCUGAGUGCCGUGGAAGGGAACAAGAUCCAGAUUCAAAUAAGAAGGCAAUAGAUGACACCCCAAUUCACAAAAAGAAAUAUCAGUUCCUCAAUAUCUGGGUAUUGCGAGAGUAUUUACAGUAUGAUUUAGAGAUUCCCGACCCUCCAUUUGAGAUAAACUUUGAACGAGUAGUGGAUGAUUUUGUUUUUCUCUGCUUCUUUGUUGGCAAUGACUUUCUUCCACACAUGCCAACGUUGGAAAUCCGCGAGGGUGCCAUUAAUCUACUGAUGUUUGUCUACAAGGAGGAGUUUACUGCUAUGGGUGGUUAUCUUACAGAUGCGGGUGAGGUCUUAUUGGAAAGGGUAGAAUAUUUUAUUCAGUCAGUGGCAGUCUAUGAGGACCAAAUAUUUCGAAAGCGGGCUCGUAUUCAGCAGGCACAAGAGAAUAACGAAGUGAUGAAGCUUAAAAUGAAAAGAGAGAAUUCUGAGGAGCCUCAAAUUUUGGGUGUGGAUAAGGUGAAACUAGGGGAGCCAGGUUACAAAGAGAGAUACUAUGUUGAGAAAUUUGAAAUAUCAGACCCGGAGAAAAUUGAUGAAAUUAAAAAGGAUAUGGUCUUGAUGUAUGUGGAGGGUCUAUGCUGGGUCAUGCGGUAUUACUACAAAGGUGUCUGCUCUUGGCUAUGGUACUAUCCAUAUCAUUAUGCUCCUUUCGCUUCUGAUCUCAAAGGUUUGGCAGAUCUAGAGAUAACAUUUUUCCCGGGACAACCAUUUAAACCCUUUGAUCAGCUUAUGGGAACCUUACCUGCUGCGAGUUCCAAUGCUCUUCCUGAACAUUACAGGGCAUUGAUGACUGGUCCAUCAUCGCCAAUUAGUUCCUUUUACCCUGCAGAUUUUGAGAUUGACAUGAAUGGUAAACGCUUUGCGUGGCAGGGUGUAGCAAAGUUGCCGUUCAUUGAUGAGAGAAAGUUGCUUGCUGAAACAAAGAAGCUUGAGGACACUUUGACGGAUGAGGAAAAGGCUCGUAAUAGAAUGAUGUAUGAUUUGCUAUAUGUCUAUGAGAACCAUCCUUUGGCAAGACAAAUUGUUUCACACUACAGGCUCUAUUAUCAUUCACCUCCUUCGAAAAUAUUCCUCUCCGAAAUCGACACAGAUAAAAGCGGUGGAAUGAAUGGAUACAUGUGGUUAUGUGAAAGAAAUGGCUUUAAACAAAUAGUUCCUUCCCCAGUUAAGGGGUUGCCAGACAUUGAAAACAAUUACGUCCUCAAUGUUACUUAUCUUUAUCCACAGCCUCAUAAUCACAUUCCAGAACCUCCGGAUGGUGUUAAAAUGCCCAAAAAGGUUGUAAAACCUUACGAUAUAAAACCCUUCCCCACGUUAUGGCAUGAAGACAGAAGUGGACGGCGUUCACAACCCAGAGAGAGGCCACAGGUUCCACGUGCAAUAUCUGGUCCUCUCUUGGGAGAAGCAGCUCAUCGACUUCUUAAAAACAGACUUCGAACCACAGCUAACCCCACCACUUCCUCUGCAUUAAAAGAACCCCCGCCUUACAGGAAUGUCCCUAACCACAGAGUCAACAGACCUAGGCCAGCUGGGCCUUCUGGAUAUGAAAAUGGAUUUACUCAGAACCUGAAUUAUUACUAUGGGCAUUACAACCAUUCUCAAGGUGCCAUGAUGACUAGCUCAAGAUCAGCCCCCUCUUUCCAUGAGGUACAAGGGAACGGACAAAAUUUCAGGCCACAGGAUAGGCUACUGUAUCCAGAACAAUAUAACUUGCACACAGGGUUGGCUGCCUUGAUGAUUGAAGAAGGGUUGAGAUCUCGGCCACAUCAGGGGGUGCCACCAAGGAUGCCAAAUGCUGGAUACUCACCAAAUCCACAGUACUCAACCGGUUGGAAUGUGGGCUCCCCACCGUUCCCACCUACCAAUUGGAUUCACAAGCAACCAAAUGAAGCCAUGUAUUUGACACAACAGGAAACUGUGUCCCAUGGUGAGAAGCAGGUGAAGAAGGCUUAUCAAGUUAAAACACGAGCACCCCAAGAGACAUCAAAUCCUAUCCAACAACGGUGAUCCUUGGUGCUCCAAAGGAUCCUCUCUGUUUUUUUUUCUCCUAGGUUUUCACAGGACGAUUGUAACAUAGGACACGUGGACUGAAAUAUGAUGGUGCAAAGAUCUACCAUCAAAGAGAAUCCCAGAUGAUGUAUUUUUGUUUUCAUCUGAGGAUUCCCAAAUAAAACAAUGUCAUUCUUGUUGAACUUGUA